Messenger RNA from Polypterus senegalus (gray bichir), 2407 nucleotides. RefSeq names its product myb-binding protein 1A-like protein. Bases 152 to 1096 code for a protein of 314 amino acids. The record is from RefSeq and is a predicted model, not a curated record. NCBI's taxonomy places the organism in Eukaryota, Metazoa, Chordata, Cladistia, Polypteriformes, Polypteridae. Gene Ontology annotation, cellular component: plasma membrane. The transcript has 2 exons.
ACCUUGUACAGCCUCUGAUCGCAGCUCUUCUCCAGGAUGUGGUCUCCUCUGUUGCUCUGCCUCUUCCUUGCUGAACUUUGUCAAAAAAAAACAUCUUUAAUCAAACGCUGCCCUCCAGCCUAAACGCUCGAGAUUGCCUUCUCUGCGGAAAAUGGGGUCUAAUCCAGCCAUGUUCUUUGCCACCAUUCUCAUCACCUUUUCCGUUAUGGUAAACUCACAGUCUUCAAAUAAAAUAGACACCUUGAUCGACCCUGCAGGUAAUGCAACCACAACGGUAUCCUCCUCACCAGCACAACCUAUGAAUCAGUCUGUACCAAAAGAGCCAUCGUCUUCAGAAUCAUCGACUACCCAAAUUUCAAAAGUGCAAUCACCGUCAACACAAUCAACCUUUCAGGCAAUAAGUACUUCAAGUACAACCACAAAGAGCAUCGUAACCACAAAACGAGAAACAUCUCCGAAAAAACAAAACAACGUUAUGCAGAGCACAAAUACAAAACUCAAAACCACUUCAAGGAAACCAGCUGAAAUAAAAACGAUUCCUUCAGAAAGAGGCACCAUCAUCAUCAUAGUGCUUAUCCUGCUCCUCAUUUUCCUCAUCCUGCUCUUCGUAUUUUCUUACCGCCUGCUAAACAAAAGAACCAAAAAUGCCUACUGCGUCUCCAAGCUAAUUCACCCCAUGCAGCAGAGGGUGACGACCUUACUAAGCCCCUUCAUGACGGCAUCAACAAGUAGAGAGGAGCUGCACGAUGAGCAGGAAGAUGAAGAUACUGAAUCCAGUUACAAGCAGCAGGGGGUCCAUGCGCCAAAGGGUCAAGAAAGUGGCGAGGAGAGCGAUGUGGAAAACAACGACAAUAACAAUGACAAUCUGGACUCUGACUCAGAUGACUAUUCCAGCAUGGAUGGCUGUGACUUGCGUGAGCGGGCCAAGCUGAUGAUGGAAGCUGACGAGGAAGAGAAGGCUCGGCAAAAGAGGGGCCAAGCCGGGGAAGGGGGACUGCUGGCGGACAUCCAUGCCUUUUCAGGAAGCGCCGUCUGGUCAGAAGAGAAAAGUGAGGAUGGAGCAAAAGGGUCGGAGGCCGAUAUCACUGCCCUGUGAGCUGUAAACCUGCAAAGAAUACAUAUGAGGACAAACAUGGAAGAUUUGCUGUAUACUGUGGGAGCCAAAGUGGUCUUUCUAAACUAACUAUUUGGUAAUUUAAUGAAGGUUCACACCAUUCAAUUUCUUACUGCAUGUAACUUUUUUUUUCAUUUAUGUUAAUAAGUCACUUCAAUUGACUAAGAAUUCCUCAAGCUGUACUAUGGUUAUAAACUUAUUCUUUGAGUUUAUGGACUCCACUGGGCAUAUUUAUCACGUAGCCUGACUGACCAACCACUUGGCUCACCUCUUCAUGCCCAUCUCCAGUAUGGGACGGGGGUCCUACGUUUAAUGAAGUCUUAUGGACACAUGAGAGGGCAGCAUUUUCUUCCAGGCUUCCUCCAACAGACUUGUUUGUUCAGCAAGUGACCUAUGUCCACUGUGACCAGCAGGAGAUGCCUCUGAGCCAUAAACCUACAAAUACGACGGCACUAAACACAGUCUCUUAUUCAAAAGAAAGAUUUUUUAUUUACAAAAUACCUUAUAACCGAUUUGCCAACAAUGCAAAUAGAAUUCUCUUUCCUCACUCCUUCCACUCCUUCCAUGCAAGUCUUGUCAACUUCAUUCUGACUUAGAUUGCCCUUUCGAGGUGAAGUGGCAUCUUUUAUGGAGUACUUAUGGCGCUUAUGGCAUCAGAUGGCAGAAGAACUUCCAGGCUGAGCUGAAAACCCACAAAACAGGGAGGUCUUCUGCCGGCAGCACCCAAGGACCCCAACAGGCCUGUCCUUCUGGACUACAAAUCUCAUGUAACCCCACAGGUGGGACCCUACUGGGACUGUGCCAUCUAUAGUACCAGGGAAGGAAGUGCUCUUGACAGACUGUCCAUCCGUUAAUCUUUCACCCCAAUUGGGAUAAUAAUCAAGAACCAUCCUGGCCGGAUUACACCUCCAUGUAUUGGAUAAAGGCAUUAUGCACUCCCGGCUGGGCCAGGAGUCACCUCUCCUUCCAGUCGGGAUGCCAGUCCUUCCGUUAGGGCACUGACACCCCCCAAAUAUAUAUAUUUUUUAUGUAGAAUGCACUUGGAUAUAAUGGACAAAGCAAAGCUUGCCUCUUUGAUGCUCUGCUGAUAUUAAAAUGCACGGUGACUGCUUUAAUGAAGUAAAUUGCUACCUUUCAGCUGUUAUUAGUUUUUUGUUCAUUAUUGCAAAAAUGGUGGCUAAGUUUGUCCAUUUAGUUUUCUCCUGGACAGGCAUCAGAUAAUAAUCAUACAAUUUCAUUGUCUUAGUCUUGUUUUUUUAUAUUUUUUUUGCUAAUAAAUCUGUUUUGUGCUAA